This is a messenger RNA of Ectocarpus sp. CCAP 1310/34, 884 nucleotides long. NCBI's taxonomy places the organism in Eukaryota, Phaeophyceae, Ectocarpales, Ectocarpaceae. The record is from the annotation of a GenBank genome assembly.
GUUUGAACAUUUAAGGGAGAAAGGACGACAAAAGCUGCAUCCGCACUGCCGCUUCCGGAGACGCUAGACACAGCAGGGACGAACCACGCCCAUUCCACGGCUCUCUGUUCCAGCGCCGACAGCAUUUGCGGUAUCCAGCGGCAAGCGAGAGCAGCGCGCAGGAGCAAGCAGUUGGCGAGAACGGCACCGUCUGCGGCGGCGUCACCAUGCGGUCUUACCGCCAAGCAGCGACAGAUGUAGCACCAGCAGCAGUGCUCAGCCUCAAGCUCCUGACGCAGCUGGCGGUCAUGGGAAUAUGCAUGGGAACAGCCGUGGCAGGGUCCACGACUACCUCCUCUUCGGCGCCGCGGCGGUCGCCAGCAACGGAUGCCAGGAGCCCGCUCGCCUUUACGCUAUCGCCGCCGUUGCGGCCGUCACUUCUCUUCGCCGACGAUACACGGGACGUGCGCGGAGGGCGCCGACAGGCCGGCGGGAGGAGAGCGGUUUCGGCUUCGGCGGCGUCUCGAGGGGGAGCGACGUCGAUGUUUUCGUGGCGGCGGGAAGGGGGGGGAAGGGGUGAUUCUCGGGGGAGGGGGGGUAGGAGGAGUAGCAGAAUAGAGGCUUCCCCUGCCUUUGGAACGGGUAUUACCGCGGGACCGCGGUUGAGGCCAGCGGGAUCACCACUGAAGAAGGCUUUUUCGUGGAGGCGGAGGCGCCGGAGCAGGGAAUAUGGGGUGGGGGGGGUCAGGGUCGAUUCCACUUCUUCUGCAGCAGCGGCGGCGGCGGCCACGGCCACAGGUGGGAAUGACAAGGUCAGGGGCACCGUGGCUGGCGCGAAGGAGGCGGAGGGCCCCGCGAGCUUUAAGCUCGGCGCGGACCUCAUGACGGACCUGAAGCGUAGGUGA